Lolium rigidum is the source of this 830-nucleotide messenger RNA. RefSeq lists its product as uncharacterized. Lineage: Eukaryota; Viridiplantae; Streptophyta; Magnoliopsida; Poales; Poaceae. The transcript is spliced from 3 exons. The record is from RefSeq and is a predicted model, not a curated record. The coding region runs from base 16 to 528 and encodes 170 amino acids.
GAGGAGAAAGAGCUGAUGGACGGGGCCAUCGCCCACUUCGCGACGAUGGGCUACCCCAAGGCCGACAUCCGCAGCACCGUCGAGCAGCUCAUCGAGGUGUAUGGGGAAGGGGGAAUGUUGCACAUCAAGGCAGAUAAAUACAGCGUCGUGCUGGACGCGCUCUUUGAGAAGCAGGAGCAGGAAGAGCAGCCACAGCUGCUGCUGGAGCAGGAGGACCCUAAUACGCAAAAUGAAGCAGCAAUGUGCAAGGCACCAGUAGAAGGCGUCAUGUCAAUUGUGGAGGCGCACAAUGAGAUAUCAGCAAUUGAGGGAGCAGACCCUAUGCUCAUCGAUGACCUGCUUGCUCCUGAGGCUACACUGCCACAUCCUGCAGCUACUGGAAAUAGCCGUGCAAGGCGCCCCUGCUAUGGAUGGAUCAGCGAAUCUGAGAGUGAUUCGGACUAUGAAGAAUAUCUCGCCAGUCAACAGCACGAGGUGGAUGCUCCGAUCCCAGUAGAAUAUGCUUGUUCUGUACAAGGAAGCAACUGAGUAGAUGGGGUGCGAGCGAAGCCAUUUAACUGGUGAUUGUUCUGAUCCGUGAUCUUCCUUCUGCCAUCUUUGAUUUGAUGCUAGUAACCAAAAGUUGCCCUGGGUAGUCAGUAACUUCUUAUAGUUCUUGUCACACUUGUGCUUUUGAUCCUAUAUGGCAGAUGCUGACUGUAGAAUUUAUAUCUUCCUUGGCUGUGAACUGAAAAUACCUUCUAUAGUGAACGGUGAAUACAAGACUGACAUAUUGCAAACCAGAUACUAUAGACACAACACUGCUGCUGUAUAAAGAAUGCAGUUCAUCG